AUGUUUCCCAAAGCUGCGGAGUACUUAGAGAAUGGUCUUCCUCUUGAAAAAUGGGCACGGUGGAAUUUUAAAGGAGACAAGUACAACUUCGACACAAGCAAUGCCUGUGAAUCAAUGAACAGCGUCUUCAAGAAGGCGAGAAAGUAUGCACUAUUGCCUUUGAUUGAUGCGUAUGUUGAGAAAGUGUCUGAAUGGUUCAACAGGUAUAGGAAUAACAUAGCUGGUGCAUCAUAUUCGAAGAAAAUGGUGCCGUUUGUGGAAAACGAAUUGCAUAAACAAUGUGCAAUUGCAACCAAAUUAGAUGUGACUGAGCUAAAUCUACCUGGGCUUGAAUACAGUGUAGUUGGAGUUGAUGGGAAGAACUAUCUGGUUAAUUUGGAUACAAAAAGCUGUGGGUGUCGCAUGUUUGAUAUUGAUAAGAUUCCAUGUGUUCAUGCAAUACCCGCAACCAUUGCAAUGAUGCGGAAGUCCUCAAGAAGAAGAGACUUACACAUUUUCGAUUUAUGCUCGAGAUACUACUUGAUUGAUACUUGGGCUAUGGCUUACCACAGAACCAUCUAUAUGGUGCCGCAUCAUUCUACUUGGAUUAUUCCUGAGGAGGUUGCUAAUUUAGUUGUUUACCCACCAGACUACACCAAAAAAGCAGGAAGAAAGAAGGAAAAGCGGUUUCCUUCCACCGGAGAAGCUCGCAGGAGUCAGAAGGCCAACCCAAACAUAAACAUUGGCCGUUGGUUUCAACCACUAAACUCAAGGGAAGAAGAGGGUGAAGAGGGUGAAGAGGGUCAGAGCGGUCAGAGCUAG
Messenger RNA from Eutrema salsugineum, 801 nucleotides. RefSeq lists its product as uncharacterized. The record is from RefSeq and is a predicted model, not a curated record. Bases 1 to 801 code for a protein of 266 amino acids. The transcript has a single exon. Gene Ontology annotation, molecular function: zinc ion binding. NCBI's taxonomy places the organism in Eukaryota, Viridiplantae, Streptophyta, Magnoliopsida, Brassicales, Brassicaceae.